AUGGAUUAUGUUGAUCCUGAGAUUGCGAUGAAACUCUCGGUGCAUUAUGGAAUAACCAAGGCAGAGAUGACAGCAAAGAUUUUACGGUGGGAUUACGACUACUUGACUGCCACCUAUCUGCUACUGAUGUCGAGAAAACAACACAACAAGCCGUUCCGUCUUCUCGCACCUCCGAUACCGCUACGGGAGAUCAUGCAGCAGCAGCAGCAGCAGACCGGCGGUAACCAUGACAACACGCGCAGCUCGAGCUUCGACCAGGAGUACACGCUUGCAAACUCCUCCCUCUGCUCCUCUCUCGACAACCUGGACGACUACGACUUUGGAUGCGCCAAGUUCGCGGACAGUUGGGGCGCGGAGGAGGUGUUCCGCGGCGGCGAAAACACAGAGGGCGCCGCCGGCGAGGGUCGCGACCCGGUCAAGGUCACCGUGCGCGAGGCCGAGGUCGCCCACCGAGAGAAGAUGGUGAUCACCCUGACCUCUGGUGGCGGCCGACAAGUGAACGUCUCCGACGAGAAUGUUGAGCGGACGACGCCGCGCGUGCCGCAGCGACAAUCGCAGCAGGCAGCGCCCUCUGCUGGCAACCAACCGACGCCGUCCGGCCAGCCGUCAGCGCCACCUGCCAGCGACGGGAAACCAUCCACGCCAGACAGCCAGCAGCCGUCCACGCCCUCUGGUGGGGACAGGCGACCGUCAACGCCGCUGACGGCUACGGUGGCGACCCCUCAGCAGAAGUCGUCUAAGAACGAACGCGCAGCUGCCGUUGCCGUGACGACCGCAUUCCAGAAGGAGACGACGGAGAAGAUGACUCCGACGACGGAGGUGACGGUGGCGCCCCCACGGCGCAGCCCACAGGUGUACAAGCGGCGACCGGACCGCUUCGAAGACAAGGAGAACUUUGCGAUCCCGAAGAUACCGACACCGAAACGCUCGAGUAAGAAGUACAGAACACCGCCCGUCAUAGACCUGUUCACGAGCUGCACUCCUACGAAAAGUAAAGUUGUGCAUUCGCGCUCCGUCGACGGCCAGCUGGAUUCCAUGUACCCGGCAACGUCACCUAUUGAGGAUACGAAGAAGCUUUCACGUUCAGACCAGGACCUGCCGAAAUCUUGCCCGACGACGCCGUCCAAGUCGGACAAGUCGCGCAAAACCCCGGCGUCCGGCAGCAAGAACCUGUUCGGCAGCCUCGAGAAGAGGCUCGACAGGGUCAGGAACUACCUGACUCCGAAAAAGAAUAGCCGCGGCUCAAGCAGCUCCAUGGGUCCACGCAAGGUUAAGGUUC
Molecule: messenger RNA, 1279 nt
Organism: Priapulus caudatus
Lineage: Eukaryota; Metazoa; Priapulida; Priapulimorpha; Priapulimorphida; Priapulidae
Product: proteoglycan 4-like
Exons: 5
Source: RefSeq, a predicted model, not a curated record